Molecule: messenger RNA, 1227 nt
Organism: Gloeophyllum trabeum ATCC 11539
Lineage: Eukaryota; Fungi; Basidiomycota; Agaricomycetes; Gloeophyllales; Gloeophyllaceae
Product: short-chain dehydrogenase
Exons: 4
Coding region: 130-1131 (333 amino acids)
Source: RefSeq, a predicted model, not a curated record
GGAGAAAUUUGAAGAAACGUUUGAAGGGCAGGCUUGACAACGUGCGAUCAGGGGACUUCUUGCGCGACGAGGCGAGAAAACAUCUAUAAAACCCUGGACCUAUCUGUCUUCGCCCUCCGCACACAGAAUAUGUCCAAGAGCAUCACAUCGAACCCAUCCUUUGGCGCUGAGACCUCAGCAGAGGAAGUAGCUGCCAGCCUCUCCUCGCACAUCACUGGGAAGGUCAUCCUCGUUACAGGCGUUACUCCUGGCGGCCUCGGUGCUCACUUUGUAGAAGUCAGCGCCGCGCACAAGCCGAAGCUCCUCAUUCUCGCGGGGCGCGACCCCUCGAAACUCGCCGAGAGCACCAAAGCGAUCGAGAGCGCACAUCCAGAUGUCAAGACACGCGCGCUCGAACUCGACCUGAGCUCGCAGGCGAAGGUCCGCAAAGCAGCGGAGGAAGUCCUGUCGUGGUCCGAGCCGAUCGACCUCCUGGUCAACAACGCCGCCAUCAUGGCUGCCCCAUAUCAAAAGACCGUCGACGGGCUGGAGAGUCAGUUCGGCACGAACCACAUUGGACACUUCUUGUUCACCAACCUCAUCAUGCCCAAGAUCCUUCAGUCGAAAUCCCCUCGCAUAGUCAACGUCAGCAGCAGUGGGCACCGGCUGAGCGCUAUCCGCUGGGACGACUUGGAUUUCAAGGACGGCAAGGAGUACAAUAAAUGGGCCGCAUACGGACAGGCAAAAACGGCGAACAUCCUUUUCUCGGUAGCCCUGGCGGAGAAGCUGGGCUCCAAGGGACUGACGGCCUUUUCUCUGCACCCCGGCGUUAUCAGUACAAACUUGGCCAGGUUUGUUUCGGAGUCCAUGGAAAAAGAUUUUGCAGAAUUACACGAGCUCGACAAGCAGUUAGGCAAUAAGGAAGGCAACGCCUCUCUGUCCGAUAUCAAGUGGAAAACACUGACCCAGGGAACCGCGACACAUGUCGUCGCAGCCUUCGAUCCUGCCCUCGCUCGGCAUAACGGCGUGUUCUUAAUUGACUGCCAACUCGCGCCCGAUGAUGACAUCAAGCCCUACGCGCUCGACAAGACCAACGCUGAGAGACUGUGGAAGCUCAGCGAGGACAUCGUCGGGCAGAAGUUCACGUAUUAAAGGCGAUAGUAGUACCAUCGUUGAGAAAUAUGCAAUGUAAAUGUGUUCAACGGCCCUGUCCGUCGUCGGGCAAAUACACAAGUACUCUUACGAUCC